UCCCCGACUCCCUGGUUGGCGUUUGAGUGCAGCUCAGCUGUUGUGUGGUGUAGUACCUUGCGUGAAGGUGUUCGCCGUCCAUUCGGAAUUUGGAGCUCGUGGCAUGCUCGCGAAAGAUCUCUCCACCGCGCUCAGUGAACGUUCAGUGCCUAUCAUGGAAAGCAAUAGGAGCUGUCUCCGUAGAGCACGCGACGAGGCCGAAUUCUCAAACCAGAGCAUCUUUUCCUCCAUGGAAAAGUUUGUGAAUGCUGUUCAGGAUAUGGACGAGACUAUAUUGGUUCCAUGCCGUCUUAUGGAUUUGAAAGUAGGAGAUGCCACAGACUCCGUUCCAUCUCCACCUGAGCCCAAGAUCCAAUUCAAGCCUGGCAUGAAAGCUACACGUCGAGUUGAGGGCUUCAGAGACACCAUGGCAUCAGCUGACUUGUACAAUCUGUACACUUUGGUGAACACAGUGAAGAAUGAGCUUCAGUGGGGAAUGAGGGAACACUGUCCUGUUGAUGAAGGAAUUGACAGCCCGACUAUCACUCCAGUGUCUUCUACUACUCACAUCAAAGGUCACCAAAGGAGACCUUCAAAUGUUUCUGUGUCAUCCACCAACUCCUCAUCAAUCAGUGACGCAGACUCUGACACUGGAAAUGAAAAUGACUCUGGAUUUGAUGGGGAGGCUUCUCCUAAACCAGAGUGUACCCAGCAGGUUGCCCAGAACUUCCGGCGGCACCUUCAUGGACUUUAUCGCUCUCUAGAACAAAUGACAGAAGCAGCAACGUACCUAACUGCAAGAUAUCAGAAGGAUGUCGGUGAUGCUGUUUGACGAACAGUUUUCAUCUCUUAUCUUGAUUGCCAUUUGCAUCAAGCCCUUGUGAUAUUCAUAACUGUUAUUGUCAGUUUUCAACCUGUCUUUAUCUCAUGUUUUAUCAUUUGUUGGCAAUGUCGGUUUCUGGGAGCAGAUUGAACAACCAGAAGGGAGGUGUUUAGAACAACAAUUUAGGAAGUAAGUGCGUGUAUGUGAGAUCUGCAUGUGUGAAUUUUUAAGCAUUUUUUACUUGUGAGCUUGCGAUCUUUGUGCUUUUACCAUGGUACUUGUUUUCAUGUGCUCAAAUACCUCUAUGGCUUAAGUAAUCAUGUUGAAGUACUUAGUUACCUUCAAGGAAUGUGGUUAGUAUAAAAGCUGCCCUGCAGGUCGGAAGUGCAGCUUUUAUUUGAGUUCCUGUUGAAGCUUUCUUCCAUAAUUAAAUUGUUUCUAUUCCAUAUUGCAAAGAGAAAAAAAAACAACACUUUUUCUAAUUGUCAUGAAGUUCCAAUUUAGAUACUGUUUUUACAAUGAGUUUUGUCAUGUACGUACUAUAAGCAUAUUUUUGUAAGAGCUGCUCAAUUUCUAUGAUUUGAGUGUCAGUAUGUGUAGAAAAGAAUAUUUCAUUGUUGGCACAUAGUUACCAUCCUUGAAAGUAUGUCCGCACCUCAACAAAAAUUUCUUCAUGUUAACUUGGUCAAUCGACUUCUGGCUGACUUUUGGUCUUUAUUCUAGAGGAGUGUGUCAUAGGCUUCCAUUAUGUACAUCACCAACUGUUGACGUGAGAUGGUCUCAUGAAUAUUCUUGUAUUCAUGCUUGUAUCAAAAAUAUUUAUCCUGAGCUG
Molecule: messenger RNA, 1634 nt
Organism: Frankliniella occidentalis (western flower thrips)
Lineage: Eukaryota; Metazoa; Arthropoda; Insecta; Thysanoptera; Thripidae
Product: mid1-interacting protein 1-B
Exons: 2
Coding region: 104-811 (235 amino acids)
Biological process (GO): regulation of lipid biosynthetic process
Cellular component (GO): cytosol
Source: RefSeq, a predicted model, not a curated record